AAAUCAGGGAGUGCAAGUAAUUUGUUGAGUGUUUAAAUUAUCAAUGUAAAGAGUGCUUCAAGGACGAAUCGUUGUUGUUGCUGUUUUAGUAGACGCGUGAGGAGGUCUAUAUGAUUGUGACGUCAUUAUUGGGAGUGACCUCUUGUAGUCUGUAUGACAGGCCAACCACGAUUCAGAUAGUUGUCACUUUUAUAAAUUGUGUCUAGCUGAAUGGUACGUCUCAAAUCAUACAACCAUACCACCAAGAUUAGGUCUUCCUAAGGAUUGGUUUCAUAACAGGGAGCUAUUGGGAGUUAAUAUAACACAUUGUUUACAGUUUCAAGUAUCUGUGGUUUUUAAAGUACUUAACCAAAGUUUUAUUCAUCUUUCUUCAAAAAGUUUUUCUAUUUUCACCAUGGCAUUACUUGGCUUGUCAUUGUUGGCCUUUACAUUCUUCUGCGGUUCAGAUGGACUAUUCGACWCAGGUGAGMAGUGCAGACCGCAUCCAACCCUAGUCUCUAUUGACCGACCYAACUAUCARUUCUACCCGUACAUCAUUAAACUACACCGUUGUGGGGGUUCAUGUGGACAUGCCCCACCUACUAUCCAGAAGUGUGUGGUACUAGAAGCAAAGAACGUUACAAGGCACGUGUUUGAUGUUAGAGGCAACAAAAUGAAACUCAUGACAUUACUGAAUCACACCAGAUGCGGUUGUGAGUGUGUGACUAAACCAAGUGACUGUUCAAAAGCACAAGUUUAUAACAAAGAUUCGUGUGAGUGUAGAUGCAAAUACCAUAAUACACCCCCUGAGCCUUGUCCUGYUGGAUUCCGUUGGAGCGGAACAGAGUGCGCAUGUGUGUGCCAUAAGCCUCCARAAGUGUGCCCCGUUGRGAAGGUAAGAGAUAACAAAAAAUCGAAAAACAUAAUUAAAUGUCUGAUAUCGACUCAUUUAUCUCACCGAAUCUUUCACACUAAGUUCAGUAUAACUUUCAAUUCAUCUAUUUUUUAUUUCCAGAUUUGGGAUUCAAGACAAUGCGGAUGUUCUUGUACACGUGAUAAGAUAGCCCAGUGUAAAAGCCUCGGCCUCAGAGUAAACGACAAGUGUAAAUGCACGGAUGUUGAAGUAGGCGCAAAUACAGGCGAAAAGCCACAAGACAAUCCAAAAUUCUCUAAGUUUACUUUCUUCUUGAUGGCUGGCGAAUUUCUCCUGUUGUGCAUCAUAUUUGACGCUAUUUUAUGCCGAUGGAAAGCUGGAUUCACAUACAGUAUCAUUCAGAGAUUGAAAUGCAAAGGAAGUUCAAAAGAUGUAAAAGCAGUAGAAACUAACAUAGGAAAAGACAAUGCUACAGAAUUUUCUUCGGUCUCGACAAAGGAGUGUGCUGAGCAGGUGUAAUGAAAGGCGUUUGUUUUCUAACGUAUCAACGAUGC
This is a messenger RNA of Exaiptasia diaphana, 1407 nucleotides long. RefSeq lists its product as uncharacterized. Bases 395 to 1372 code for a protein of 325 amino acids. Gene Ontology annotation, biological process: positive regulation of protein autophosphorylation; positive regulation of cell population proliferation. The record is from RefSeq and is a predicted model, not a curated record. Gene Ontology annotation, molecular function: growth factor receptor binding; growth factor activity. The transcript has 6 exons. Gene Ontology annotation, cellular component: membrane. NCBI's taxonomy places the organism in Eukaryota, Metazoa, Cnidaria, Anthozoa, Actiniaria, Aiptasiidae.